AUGGCGACGUAUUUUCAUGGAAAUUCAGAAAUUCAGGGGGGUGGUGAUGGUUUACAGACACUGAUUUUGAUGAAUCCUGGCUAUGUUGGAUACCCUGACAAUCAACAGCCACAGCCGCCGGGUAGCAACUUCGUUUUUCUCAACUCCAGCACCACCGGAAACUCACUCAACUUACCCCACGCGCCACCGUCUCAAACUCAGCACUUUGUUGGUAUACCUCUCCAGGCCACCCCUUCAACCGCCGCCUCGUCCCAAGACCCUCACGCUCCGCCUGUCCAUUCCCAGCAUGAUGUGUCACCCUUUCACGGGUUCUUCCCUCGCGUACCGUACAAUUUGUAUGCUCCGUCGAUGGACGUUACGGCAGGACGUGAAGUUACACGCUCUCAGCAAGGACUUUCCUUGAGCCUUUCUUCCCAGCAGCCAUCGGGGUAUGGAUCUUUUAGACCUGAACAUGAGGUGAUAUCGCAACCACUUGUGACCACUGUAUCGCCACCACGUGCUGGCGGCGACGAUGUUAGAAUUUCGGGAGGGUCGCCGUCCUCGGCGACGGCUUCGGGGAUUUCGAACGGUGUGAACAGUAUGCAAAGUGUGCUGUUAAGUUCUAAGUAUUUGAAGGCAGCACAGGAAGUUCUUGAUGAAGUUGUUAAUGUUGGUAAGGGAGUUAUAAAGAGUAUCUCUGAGUCUGCCAAGAACCCUAAUGGACAAGCCAAGAAUAUUGGAGAACAGCCGCCGCCGGCCGGAGAUGGACAAAACGGAGGAGACACCAGUGCAAAACGUGAUGCUGAGCUCACUACAGCAGAAAGACAGGAAGUUCAGAUGAAAAAAGCAAAGCUUCUUAACAUGCUUGAUGAGGUUGAGCAGAGGUACAGACAGUACCACCACCAGAUGCAGAUUGUAAUCUCAUGGUUUGAACAAGCAGCAGGCAUAGGUUCUGCAAAGACAUACACUGCUCUGGCUUUGCAAACAAUCUCAAAGCAAUUCAGGUGCUUAAAAGACGCGAUAUUAGGCCAAAUUCGAUCUGCCAGCAAGAGUUUAGGCGAAGACGAUGGUUUGAUAGGGAAGAUUGAAGGUUCAAGGCUAAAGUACGUCGAUAAUCAGCUUCGACAACAGAGAGCCUUACAGCAAUUGGGAAUGAUCCAGCAUAAUGCUUGGAGACCCCAGAGAGGAUUACCAGAACGAUCUGUUUCUGUCCUUCGUGCUUGGCUCUUCGAACACUUUCUGCACCCUUAUCCCAAGGAUUCUGAUAAGAUCAUGCUUGCCAAACAGGCAGGGCUUACUAGGAGUCAGGUGUCGAAUUGGUUCAUCAAUGCUCGGGUUCGACUCUGGAAGCCGAUGGUCGAGGAGAUGUAUACGGAGGAGGUUAAGGAACAAGAAAAGAUAGGACCAGAAGAAAUGACAAGCAAAAGUGAGCAAAAUGAAGAUUCAGUGUCAAAAUCCCCUGUUCCACAAGAAAAGAGGCCUACCAAAGAAAGCCGAAACAAGAAUUUCGUUGAUAAACAAGAGAAUCCCAUGAACCAGAACACAAAUCCAGCAACAAUAAUGUCCACGGUCUCGACUUCUCCAACCGGAGCCAGUAUCAGGAAUCAUUCAGGUUUCAACCUAAUUGGAUCAUCAGAAAUGGAGAGUAUCACUCAAGGAAGUCCAAAGAAACCGCGCAGCUGCGUAGAAAUGUUACAUUCACCAAACAGCGUCCCAUCCAUAAAUAUGGAUUUAAAGCCUAUUGAGACAAACAAUGGGCAAAUUUCCAUGAGGUUCAUGAAUGAGAGGCAGAGCAGGGAUGAGUUUACAUUAAUGGGGGCUCCAACUAACUUCAUAUCGGGAUUUAAUUCGUAUCCAAUUGAGGACAUUGGAAGGUAUGGUGCCGAGCACUUCCAAGCACCGUAUUCAGGAAAUGGCGUUUCUCUCACUCUCGGCCUCCCACAUUGCGAAAAUCUCUCCAUUUCAGGCACACAUCAAACCUUUCUUCCAAAUCAAAGCAUUCAGCUCCGACGAGGACUUGAAAUCGGUGAAGCAAAUGAGUUUGGUGGUAUGAACACUCCAACAUCCCCUCGUUCAUCCAAUGUGUACGAAAACAUUAACAUUCAAAACCGGAAGAGGUUUGCUGCACAGUUGUUGCCAGACUUUGUCGCUUGA
Molecule: messenger RNA, 2133 nt
Organism: Fraxinus pennsylvanica
Lineage: Eukaryota; Viridiplantae; Streptophyta; Magnoliopsida; Lamiales; Oleaceae
Source: the annotation of a GenBank genome assembly